AUGAAGACCGUCAAAAAAUUAAUUAUCGAGCGCAUGAGCAGCGUCGAUCAUUCAGACAGCGGCAGUGCAUCGCCCAGCGGCAGCAAGAAGCUCACCACAAACAAACAGCAAAAAGCUAGCAAUGGCGGCGGCGCGGGCGGCGGUGGCUCUUCAUCAUCCACUACGCCCAAUGAUACUCAACUAAUGCCGUACACUGGCGGUGGCGUCAGCGUCGUUGGCGACGAUGACGGUGGCACAGCAGAUACACCCAGCGCUGAAUUGCAGCCAAUGACCGGCGGCACCGGUGGUAGCCGUUCGCCAUCCUCUGCCGCUGCUGCUAUCAUUGGCAAUAAUAGCGGCUCUCCCACCACAUCCAACUCCUCACCUUUCAAUUUUACACCCAACACCACCACCACCACCACCACUGGUGCAGCUGGCGUCUCAAAUUCACUAUCCGCACCAGCUAUUAAACCACAAAAGAGUCGACGGAAAAUUUCAUUACCCUGGUUCCGACAAUCGAGUGUUGUGCAUAGUGGUUUGGCGCGUCAGUAUACUAUCGAUUCGCCCGGCUCAUUUCGCUUCUUUCGCCAGACGAGUAAUACAUUUAAG
Rhagoletis zephyria (snowberry fruit fly) is the source of this 588-nucleotide messenger RNA. Its product is annotated as putative protein TPRXL. Lineage: Eukaryota; Metazoa; Arthropoda; Insecta; Diptera; Tephritidae. The record is from RefSeq and is a predicted model, not a curated record.